AUGGAAACAACGAAGUCUAUAAUAAAUAAUGGCGCAUUGGCAUUGUAUUUCUUCAUUUGCGUCUCUUUCUUCCUUUUAUUAAGCGCUGAGAACAAACUAGUCACCGAGACUUGUCAAAAGGUUAAGGAGAAGGAUCUUUGCCUCUCGAGGCUAGGCGCCGAGCAGGCCAGCCAAGACGCCAAGGACGUGGUCGCUCUCACGUUGAUCGCGAUCAACGUCGCCGCCAGCAACGGCUCGGAGACCGCGACGUUCAUCCGGACGACGCUCUCGGAGAGCGCGGAGACCUUGGCGCCCACCACGGAGCAGAACUUCGAAGAUUGCUCGGAGAAUUUCGAGGACGCGAUGCAGGACCUCGACGACGCCCUGGCGCUCGUCACGUCGAGGGAUUUCAAGGGCCUGAAGACCGAGGUGGGGACCGCGCUGGACGACGCCAACGAGUGCUCGGCCGCGUUGAAUCAAGGCGAGGGGAAGGACCUGGAGCUGUUUAAUAAGACUAACAACUUCCUCCAACUGUGUUCUAUCGUCGACGACCUCGCCCAUAUUUUGGCUCCGAGUGACGACGGCGCCGAUGGUCCGAGUUCUGACAACGGCGAUAAUUUGGCUCCGAAUUGA
Hibiscus syriacus is the source of this 612-nucleotide messenger RNA. RefSeq lists its product as uncharacterized. The record is from RefSeq and is a predicted model, not a curated record. Bases 1 to 612 code for a protein of 203 amino acids. NCBI's taxonomy places the organism in Eukaryota, Viridiplantae, Streptophyta, Magnoliopsida, Malvales, Malvaceae. Gene Ontology annotation, molecular function: enzyme inhibitor activity. The transcript has a single exon.